AUGAACAGAACUCUACUGCUACGUUUGUCCGACACUGGUGAGCCCGUCACAAGCUGCUCUUAUGGCAAAGGUGUCUUGACACUACCCCCCAUCCCACUCCCCAAGGACGCCCCCAAGGACCAGCCGCUGUACACGGUGAAGCUGUUGAUAUCUGCAGGCUCUCCCGUCGCUAGAGAUGGCCUGGUGUGGACAAAUUGCCCACCAGAUCACAAAACGCCCUUCAAAAGAGACAAGUUCUACAAAAAAGUUGUCCGCUCCAGCUUCCACAAGGACGACUCCAUCGGCCUGGACAUUUACGCCCCGGGCUCGUACUGCUUCUACCUCUCCUUCAGAAACGAUAGCGAACAGCUCGAAACAACUAGGAAAUACUACUUUGUCGCCUUACCCAUUCUCCACGUGAACGAUCAUUUUUUGCCCUUGAACUCGAUCGCCAUGCAAAGUGUCGUGUCCAAAUGGCUGGGCUCCGACUGGGAACCCAUCCUGUCCAAUAUCGCUGCCAAAAACUACAACAUGGUACAUUUCACGCCUCUGCAGGAAAGAGGCGAAUCAAAUUCGCCGUACUCAAUAUAUGACCAACUGCAGUUUGACCGGGCCCACUUCCAGUCCCCGGAAGACGUGGCAGAUCUGGUCAAACACCUGCAUCGCGACCUGAACAUGCUCUCCUUAACCGAUAUUGUGUUUAACCACACCGCAAACAACUCUCCUUGGCUUGUCGAACACCCUGAAGCUGGGUAUAACCACCUCACUGCUCCACAUUUGAUCAGCGCCAUUGAGCUCGAUCUAGAACUUCUCAACUUCAGCAACAACCUCAAGUCCUGGGGCUACCCGACCGAGCUGAAUACUAUAGACGAUCUUUUCAAAAUCAUGGAUGGUAUCAAAGUGCAUGUUCUAGGGUCGUUGAAACUUUGGGAAUUCUACGCACUGAACAUCCAGGCAACCCUACAAGACUUAAAGGACCAUUGKGACGACGAAUCCAACGAAACCUUCGAGUUCCCCGAAGAUAUUAAAGAUGCCUCGUCAGACUUCGUGAAACUGGCCUCAUUUGUUAAAGAUAACGUUACCGAACCCAAUUUCGGCACACUAGGCGAAAGAAAUUCAAACAAGGUCCAUGUGGCUAAAUUUAUACAGCUCCUGAAGCUUAUCAGCAACGGAGACAGCAGCAACAUUGAACCCUCAUUAGCUGUUGCCCAGAACAUCUUGAAUGAAUUAAACUUGCCCCUGUAUAAGGAAUACGACGAUGAUGUCAGCGAGAUUCUUGAACAACUGUUCAACCGAAUUAAGUAUUUAAGAAUAGACGACAACGGGCCCAAGCAGGGUCCGGUCACUCCCAAGGUGCCUUUAACAGAACCAUACUUUACCAGGUUUAAGGGGAAAGACGGCACAGACUAUGCCCUCGCCAACAACGGUUGGAUAUGGAACGGGAACCCGUUAGUGGAUUUUGCAUCCCAAAAUUCCAGGGCUUACUUACGUAGAGAGGUUAUUGUCUGGGGGGAUUGUGUCAAAUUAAGAUACGGCAAAAGCCCCGAAGAUUCCCCCUACUUGUGGGAAAGAAUGUCCAAGUAUAUUGAAAUGAACGCCACAAUAUUUGACGGGUUCAGAAUCGAUAACUGUCAUUCCACCCCAUUACACGUUGGUGAAUAUUUCCUUGAUCUGGCCAGAAAAUACAAUCCGAAUCUUUAUGUCGUAGCUGAGCUGUUCUCCGGUUCAGAAACCCUUGACUGUCUGUUUGUCGAAAGACUCGGUAUUUCUUCUUUAAUCAGAGAAGCCAUGCAAGCUUGGUCUGAAGAAGAACUAUCUAGAUUGGUCCAUAAGCAUGGUGGCAGACCUAUUGGCUCCUAUAAAUUUAUCCCGAUGGACGAUUUUUCGUAUCCGGGGGAUUUCGAUUUAGAUGAAGAACAUUGUUUCAACGAUCCAAGCGAUAACUCGUUAAAAUGUGUUUCAGAGAUCAUAAUUCCGAAAAUUCUAACCGCCACUCCACCGCAUGCCUUGUUUAUGGACUGUACUCACGAUAACGAGACUCCAUUUGAGAAAAGAACAGUGGAGGAUACCUUACCCAAUGCUGCGCUCGUGGCGCUUUGCUCCUCUGCCAUAGGAUCCGUUUAUGGUUAUGACGAGAUUUUUCCGCAUUUACUGAAUUUAGUUACUGAGAAAAGACAUUAUGAUAGUUCCACCUCUACCGGUAGUUCUUCUGCAGGGAUUACUAAAGUUAAGGCCACUUUGAACUCAAUCAGGACAAAUAUUGGCCAAAAUGAAUAUGAUAUCGAAGAUUCAGAAAUGCAUGUUCACCACCAAGGACAAUAUAUCACCUUUCAUCGAAUGGAUGUUAAAUCAGGAAAAGGAUGGUAUUUAAUCGCCAGAAUGAAAUUUUCCAAUAACGGCGAUUCCAAUGAGACUUUACCCCCCGUGGUACUAAACCAAUCGCAGUGCUCUUUAAAAUUUUCAUAUGCUUUGGAAAGAGUUGGCGAUAAGGUUCCUGAUGAUGACAAAGUAAUCCGAGGUAUUUCCACAAAAUUAAAAGAGCUCAAAGGGUUUGAGAUCUCUUAUGAUCACGUAAAGAAGCUCUCCACCAUCAAAUUACCCRACGAAUUCCCUCAAGGUUCUAUCGCCAUUUUUGAAACUCAACAGAAUGGCGUGGAUGAGUCUUUGGACCAUUUCAUAAGAUCAGGUGCCCUAAAAGCGACCUCAAAAUUGACUUUAGAAUCCAUAAAUUCCGUCCUGUACCGUAGUGAACCCGAAGAAUACGAUGUUAGCGCUGGCGAAGGCGGUGCUUAUGAUAUUCCUGGUUUCGGCAAACCUGUUUAUUGCGGAUUGCAAGGUUGGGUCUCCGUCUUGAGAAAGCUUAUGUUUUGUAACGAUUUGGCUCAUCCCUUGAGUGCAAAUUUAAGAAAUGGCCAUUGGGCCUUAGAUUAUACUGCAAGCAGACUAAAUUACUACAAUGAUGAAACAGGAAUCAUUGAGGUACAAAACUGGUUGCGUUCUAGAUUUGAUAGAGUCAAAAAAUUACCAAGUUACCUGGUACCAAGUUAUUUUGCCCUGGUUAUAGGUAUUCUUUAUGGAUGUUGUCGUUUAAAAGCUAUCCAGUUGAUGUCCGAUAAUAUUGGUAAAUCUACGUUGUUUGUACAAAGUUUAUCAAUGACGUCUAUUCAAAUGAUUUCUAGAAUGAAAUCAACCUCCAUUUUACCAGGAGAGAACGUUCCCUCCAUGGCUGCAGGUUUACCACAUUUUAGCGUGAAUUACAUGAGAUGUUGGGGUAGAGAUGUUUUUAUUGCAUUAAGAGGUAUCUUAUUGACCACUGGUAGGUUCGAUGAAGCAAAGGCGCACAUACUAGCGUUUGCCAAAACAUUGAAGCAUGGUUUGAUUCCAAAUCUACUAGAUGCAGGUAGAAACCCAAGAUAUAAUGCUCGUGAUGCUGCGUGGUUUUUCUUACAAGCUGUACAAGAUUAUAUUCAUAUUGUUCCAAAUGGUGAAAAAAUUUUGCAGGAUCGAGUAACAAGAAGAUUCCCAUUGGACGACACUUACAUUCCUGUAGAUGAUACAAGAGCAUUUAGUUACUCUAGUAGCCUAGAAGAGAUCGUUUACGAAAUCUUGAGUAGGCAUGCCAAGGGAAUUAAAUAUAGAGAAGCCAAUGCGGGUCCCAAUCUAGAUCGUGUUAUGACUGAUAAGGGGUUUGAUGUUGAAAUACACGUGGAUUGGUCUACUGGGUUGAUCCACGGUGGAUCUCAAUACAAUUGUGGCACCUGGAUGGAUAAAAUGGGUGAAAGUGACAAAGCCGGCUCUGUAGGCAUACCUGGGACUCCUAGGGAUGGGGCCGCUAUAGAAAUCAACGGCCUUCUGAAGAGUGCCUUAAGAUUUGUUGUUGAACUAAAGGAAAAAGGGUUAUUUAAGUUCACAGAUGUAGAGACACAAGACGGUGACAAAGUCAGCUUCACUGGCUGGAAUCAAUUGGUUCAAGACAAUUUCGAGAAAAAGUACUAUGUACCAGAAGAUCCAACUAAGGAUGCGGAGUAUGAUGUGGAGGUCAAAUCAGGCGUUAACAGAAGAGGCAUCUAUAGAGACUUGUACAAGUCAGGAAAACCUUACGAAGAUUAUCAGUUAAGACCAAACUUUGCCAUUGCCAUGACUGUGGCACCAGAAUUAUUUGUCCCCGAACACGCCAUCAAAGCGAUUACUAUUGCGGACGAAGUGCUAAGGGGACCCGUGGGUAUGCGCACUUUGGAUCCAAGUGACUAUAAUUACCGCCCGUACUAUAACAAUGGAGAAGAUUCCGAGGAUUUCGCUACUUCAAAGGGAAGAAAUUACCAUCAAGGCCCUGAGUGGGUCUGGCUCUAUGGUUACUUCCUAAGAGCGUUCCAUCACUUUCACUUCAAAACUAACGCUCGUUGCCAAAACGCAGCCAAGGAAAAACCGUCCUCGUACUUGUACCAACAACUGUACUACCGAUUGAAAGGCCACAGAAAAUGGAUUCGUGAUAGCGUAUGGACAGGGUUAACUGAGCUAACUAAUAAGGAUGGUGAACUAUGCAAUGAUUCUAGCCCCACACAAGCCUGGAGUUCCGGCUGCUUGUUGGAUCUAUUCUACGAUUUAUGGGACGCCUACGAAGACGAUUCAUGA
Saccharomyces eubayanus is the source of this 4611-nucleotide messenger RNA. RefSeq names its product bifunctional 4-alpha-glucanotransferase/amylo-alpha-1,6-glucosidase (gene GDB1). Bases 1 to 4611 code for a protein of 1536 amino acids. NCBI's taxonomy places the organism in Eukaryota, Fungi, Ascomycota, Saccharomycetes, Saccharomycetales, Saccharomycetaceae. The record is from RefSeq and is a predicted model, not a curated record. Gene Ontology annotation, biological process: glycogen biosynthetic process; glycogen catabolic process. Gene Ontology annotation, molecular function: amylo-alpha-1,6-glucosidase activity; 4-alpha-glucanotransferase activity. The transcript has a single exon.